AUGCGGCCAACACCCCCGAGGACCGAGAUCAGAAACACUCCUGAGCCCUGCCCGUCGCUGCUCCUUCUAGACAACGCAGACACUCUCGUAUUCAUCGAUUCACCGCCACGAUCAUCGACCAGCUCCCUUUUACCUGCCUCAGGAGAAUAUGUCCCGCACCGCAUUCACAGCCAGAAGCUCUUGCAAACUAAUUCUCCGUUCUUCAAGAAGCUCUUCAAUCCGAGGACGCAAGCUCGGAUUGUCAAGCGCCGUGGACUCACAGAUGGGCUUACAAACGGGCUCAAGUAUGCUAUAGAUCUGACUCCUCCGACAGAGGGAGAAGAUGCGGUCAUCGCCAUCACGGAGCUUUCUUGCCCACUUGGUAUCAGGACAUGGUCCCGCUGUCAGAAACGAUGGUGCCUCCCUAUGUCGUGCGUUGGGGGGCAGGACGAGGAUGCGGUGUUGGAUACAAAUACACACAAAGGCUUCGGCGGACGGCCGUCCCAGGAGUCGAAUGAUUCAGUCCCGCAGAAUCCUGAGAUAGAUGAACAGAGUGGGAACCACCAGAAAGAUGAUAUGGGAACGCCCGAGGCUUCAAGUUUUGCAGCAGAACGCGGGAAGCUUGGACUACCGCUGGACUACUCUGCUUCUCGCCAUCGUGCAGGCAUUGAGCAGGUCUUGCAGGCUCUGGAGGACUUUCAUCCUCAACUUGAUACCCCUUGCAAGCUUUGGACCUUUUUCGCCCUGGCGAAGCUGUAUGAUAUUGCCACAGCACCGAAGAUAUGCGACCUCAUUCUUUCCUGGUUUUACGAGUCCACCAACGUUCGGUUCCUUGAGAUCCACCCGGAGAUCAGCUAUCGGAUUGCCUGUGGAAUUCAGUGCGCCUCCCUCUGUCGAGACACCUUCUCUAUCCUUGUAGGGGAGGAAGCCCUACUUCUGCUGGCUAACGGGGACGAAGCGGCCCGUCUGGAGAGGCCUCGGGUGACAUGGCAUGGACGCCUCCGUGAGUCGCUAGAUGACACCGAGCUCCAGCGUAUUGAGUACGCAAGUAAGAGCUUCCUGGAUCAUGUUAUAAAUCGUUUCGUUCACUUGAUGGGGGCUAGCAUGGCAUGGCUCCAUGAUUUAUCCGAGUUUCAGAAAGUUCACCGUUUCCAACCAAGGUCCUCACCAGAAGAGAAAGCCAAGUCUCAGCUUCUCACUGCUCUGAAAGACUUUGUGAGAUGCACCUUAUUGUCGCCACUAACGGGCCGUGUUCCUGAGAGAGGGAACCCAAAAGCAUCCCUCAGCUCGCAGGACCAUGAGGGCUAUCCACCACCGAAUUUCGCAAACGCUUACAUGGAGAUGUCACCGGCAGAGCGCAUAAUUAGUAGGACGUUUUGGCACAGUCUAUCCCUGGAGACUUUUAGUGGCCAGUGCCCUAUUCUCUCCGCAAGGCCUUCCGUCAUUACCUCCCUUGCCAAGAUCAUUCCACAGUUCAGAGAGCAAGAGGACUGGCAGACCAAUGGUAUAUCACGAAAAGAGUUGAUAGCCAGAGUAGUAGGCUUCAAUUCUUUCUACAGGAGGUUUGCGCGGAGAGUCUUCGAUUGGGAUGCGAGCCGGCCUCAAAUGACCGCAAAUGCCUCCCGAUCCGAGUCUUCUAUAUACAGCGCACCCCAACUACAGAACCUCCCGGGUAUUGAUUUGGUUCUACCGCUUGAGACGAUAGAAUUUGACUUGGAUACCUUCUUUAAUCAGGUUCAGCGCUACGUAAAUGACUACGCAAAGCUGAUCACCCUUGGGUCUUCGACCAUGUUCUACGAAUUGACUGAUACUCUGACAGGUCUCACGGAGAAUGAGUUCAAAUAUCUUCCCUUGUGGGCUGGUGGCAAUGAUGACGGAUCCGGAGGCGUCUUUACUGAUGAUAACGUGCCAUUACUUGAGACGGGAGGCUUCUCGACCCCGGGACCAGCAAUCCAUACAGGUAGUACGGCCUCUUCUGUGAUGUCGCAUUCCACUAUCGCGCCCUCAGAGUUUGAGAGUACAGUUCAGGGUGCCUCCCACAGGGCUACGGAAAGUCAUCAGAGUGAUGUAAUGUCGAUUGAUACGGAUAUUGAUCAGGACAGUGGAAGAAACAGUGACCAUGCAUCAUUUUCGUGGCAGGGUGCUGGCGACAAUACAUCGAUCGAUCUGAGCUCGGCUGAUGACGGGGAGUUCGACUUCGAUUCUGCGAGUGACUCUACCGGCACCGUUGUUAUGGGCUCUCCGAGUCAUAGUGACCUUUUGAGUGACUUUGAGGAGGUGCAUGUGGACGACAACAAUGCCUCUGGUUCACGUCCCUGA
Messenger RNA from Aspergillus pseudoviridinutans, 2298 nucleotides. RefSeq lists its product as uncharacterized. The record is from RefSeq and is a predicted model, not a curated record. The coding region runs from base 1 to 2298 and encodes 765 amino acids. NCBI's taxonomy places the organism in Eukaryota, Fungi, Ascomycota, Eurotiomycetes, Eurotiales, Aspergillaceae. The transcript has a single exon.